Molecule: messenger RNA, 3610 nt
Organism: Rhinopithecus roxellana (golden snub-nosed monkey)
Lineage: Eukaryota; Metazoa; Chordata; Mammalia; Primates; Cercopithecidae
Gene: GASK1A
Product: golgi associated kinase 1A
Exons: 5
Coding region: 594-2321 (575 amino acids)
Cellular component (GO): Golgi apparatus
Source: RefSeq, a predicted model, not a curated record
ACAACACUCAGCUAUAUUGCCGAGUUGCAGCGAACUCACCGAGCACCCUCACACCUUAGAGGCGUCCCUCACCGCCCAGCCUUGACACAUCACCUGGCAGGCGGGCAGGCAGAGCGUGGACCUUUCCUUCCUAGCACCUGGGCCCCUACUCCAGAAGACUGCGGCUGGCCGAGCCCCCGGCAGGGCUUUUAUUGUGAAAGGAACUCCCCCCUCCCGCGCUUUCGGGGGAAUGGGGAGGCUGGGCCCGGACGCGCGGCAGGGACUUUGCAAACUCUGCAAACGUCCCCAGUAGACCGCAGAGGCUCGCGGCUGCGGGUAGGCUCCCGCAGAUCCCGGCAGAUCUCAGUAGAUCCGGCGUGCAUUCCCCACCCGCGGUGUAUCCCGGCGUGCAGCGAUCUCCCGAGAGUUGGCGCGGGGCCACUUGGCUGCAGGGAAGGUGUGCACCUUCAGUCCGGGAAACGCGCCCCAGCCGAGUAGUCGCGCAUCCUGUGGAGCCUGGCGAGCCACCGCGCCGGGGGCGGGCAAGGGGAGGCGGGAUGAGUCUGCGAGCCGGCUGAGCGCGUCGAGGAGCCGGCCAGGACACCGCCGGGGACAUGGCAUCUUGGCUCUGGAGAAGGCUGCGUGGCAAGAGGCGGCCAGUGAUAGCGUUCUGCCUCUUGAUGACCCUCUCUGCGAUGGCUGUCACCCGCUUUCCCCCACAGCGUCCAUCUGCCAGCCCAGACCCUGGUCCCGUGGAGCCUCAGGGGGUAACUGGCACCCCUGCAACCCGUAUCCGGCAGGCUUUGAGCUCCAGUCGGAGGCAGCAGGCAAGAAACAUGGGCUUCUGGAGAGGCCGUGCUUUGCCCAGGAACUCCAUCUUGGUCUGUGCUGAGGAGCAAGGCCAUAGAGCAAGAGUGGACAGAAGCAGGGAGUCCCCAGGAGGGGACCUCAGGCAUCCAGGGAGGGUCAGGAGGGACAUUACUUUGCCAGGGCAUCCAAGACUCAGUACUCAGCAUGUUGUGCUCCUGAGGGAGGAUGAGGUCCGAGAUCCAGGAGCCAAAGACCUGGGUCACCCCCAGCAUGGCGGUCCCAUCCAAGAGACACAGAGUGAGAUGGUUGCCCUGGUCAGUCCACUCGCAGGGAGCGACGUGGCAGCUUUACGGGCUUGGAGAGCUACUGCUGGGCUGACAUUCUGGCCCCAUACAGCAGAAGGCAGGGAUCUGCUGGCAGCUGAGAACAGAGCCUUGACUGGUGGGCGACAAGCAGAGAAUCCCACCUUGGCCUCAGGGGCUCAUCAGUGGCCUGGCUCUGUUGAGAAGCUGCAAGGGUCAGUAUGGUGUGACGCUGAGACGCUGUUGAGCAGCUCGAGGACUGGUGGGCAGGCUCCCCCAUGGCUGACAGACCACGACGUGCAGAUGCUCCAGCUGUUGGCGCAGGGGGAGGUGGGGAGCAAAGCCAGGGUCCCUGCCCAUGGGCAGGUGCUACAGGUUGGCUUCUCCUCUGAGGGUGCCCUUCAGGGCAUGUCCUCUCCCAGGCUCAGCCAGCUCUGCUCCCAGGGGUUCUGUGGCCUGAUCAAGAGGCCUGGGGACCUGCCUGAGGUCCUGUCCUUCCACGUAGAUCGUGUGCUGGGGCUACGCCGGAGCCUACCUGCUGUGGCCCGCCGCUUCCACAGCCCCCUCCUGCCCUACCGCUACACAGACGGUAGAGCGAGGCCUGUCAUCUGGUGGGCGCCCGAUGUGCAGCACCUGAGUGACCCGGAUGAGGAUCAGAAUUCUCUGGCCUUGGGCUGGCUGCAGUACCAGGCCAUGCUGGCACACGGCUGCAGCUGGCCAGGCCAGGCCCCAUGCCUGGGCAUCCACCAUACCGAGUGGGCACGCCUGGCACUCUUUGACUUUCUGUUGCAGGUCCACGACCGCUUGGAUCGCUACUGUUGUGGCUUUGAGCCUGAGCCCUCAGACCCCUGUGUAGAAGAGAGGCUCCGAGAGAAAUGUCGGAACCCAGCCGAGCUACGGCUGGUCCACAUCCUGGUCCGGAGCAGCAAUCCAUCUCACCUGGUCUACAUCGAUAACGCUGGCAACCUUCAGCACCCUGAGGACAAGCUGAACUUUCGGCUGCUGGAAGGCAUAGAUGGGUUUCCUGAGUCUGCCGUGAAGGUUCUCACAUCAGGAUGUCUACAGAAUAUGCUGCUUAAGUCGCUGCAGAUGGACCCCGUGUUCUGGGAAAGCCAAGGCGGGGCCCAGGGUCUGAAGCAGGUCCUCCAGACCCUGGAGCGGCGAGGACAGGUGCUGCUGGGACACAUCCGAAAGCACAACCUCACACUCUUCAGAGACGAGGACCCGUGAGCCUCACACCAGCCCUGAGUCAAUGAGCAUCCAUCCUGAUGGCCACAUUUUCUUGGGCUCACUCAUCUUGAGGACAAAUGGGAAAAGCCAGAAGCCAGAGGGGCACAAGGAUGUCAUGGGAUUUUUCACCUGCCCAGGAUGGUGGAGGUAGCAUGGGGUUUUCAAUAUCAAUGCAUCCCUUUCUGCUUUCUCGGCUCUGGCUAUUUAUUCCCUUGCACCAACAAAUACAUUAAAAAAUGUUCUGGAGCUGCUCAAGAUACUGUAAAAAUGUGUGAUGCAUGUGCAUAUGCAGAGCUGGAGAACUUUGUGUGUGUGUAGAGGUGUGUAGGUGUGGGUGGCAUGUGUGCAUGCCUGCAUGCAAUACAUGAGCCAAACCUAAUAAAGGUAAAAUCUUCAUAGAACUGCACUUGCAGCCUAGAGUUGCUUUGGCUGAAAGUAGACUCAGGUCUAAUAAAUGACACAUAAUGUGUUUGUCUUUAUAGACUUUAACUUUUCAAUUAUUACUCAGUUAUGUUUUUUGGUUUAAAAAAUUAUAAAAGUCUAAAAGUAAUACAUGCUCAGUAAAAACAAGUUCAUAAAUAAUAGAAGCAUAUGACAAAAAGCAUAAGUUCCACAAACUCUCUAGCAGUGUGUAUGUGUGUGUGUGUUAUUCAUGGUCACACUACUUGCAAUUUAAAAAAUAAAAGUGUGGUUAUGCUUUGUUUGUCAACUCACUAUAUUUUUACUUUAUUAACUAUAUUCUGUAUCAGCCAUCUGAUUUGACCCAAUCUUUAUUGGUGACUGCAUGAAAUUCCAAGGCAGGGAUGUGUCAUAUUUUCUUUAGCUGGUCCCAUAAUCCUGAACAUUUAAGUAGCUCCAAUUUUUCAUCAAUUACAGACAUUGCUGCCGUGAACAUGACUCCAUGGCGUGCAAGUAUUUCUGCGAGCCAGAUUUCCGUAAGGGAUUUCUGGGGCAAAGGGUAUGGGCAUUCAGUAUUCUGAGAGAAACUGCCAAAUUGCUGUCCGAAGUGGUGGUGUCAAUUUACGUUUCUCCCAAGAGGGUAGGAGACUGAUUAUUUUUCUACACCCUCACCAACACUUAACAUUCUCAGACUUUUGGUUUUUAGGAGGAAAACCUAUUUAAAAACUGCAUUUCCUUAAUCAUGAAUGAAAUCAUCUUUCCACUUAUUUGCCAGACAUUUGUAUUUUCUUUUCUGCAUUGUCCUUUUCUUUUAAGAUGCUUGCCCUUUUCUUGUUACUUUGUUGGAAAUCUUUGACUCUAAUGAGUGUAAUCAAUCUUUUCUCUGUUGA